Molecule: messenger RNA, 2889 nt
Organism: Aspergillus japonicus CBS 114.51
Lineage: Eukaryota; Fungi; Ascomycota; Eurotiomycetes; Eurotiales; Aspergillaceae
Product: fanconi-associated nuclease 1
Exons: 3
Coding region: 70-2721 (883 amino acids)
Biological process (GO): interstrand cross-link repair
Cellular component (GO): nucleus
Molecular function (GO): 5'-3' exonuclease activity; flap-structured DNA binding; 5'-flap endonuclease activity
Source: RefSeq, a predicted model, not a curated record
CGGGAGACACGGCCUAGGCGGCCAUGCAAUAAGGGCAAGCGAGAUCGAUGCUUGUAUCUCUCCGGCAGUAUGUCCCUGCUGGACUACUGGGAUACCCAGCGCCCGAAUGCGAAGCGCAGAAAAACUACUUCCGCUGACGAUAAGCUCGCUACCCCGACUAUAAAAUUUGCGGGAGGGGAUUCGGACAACACUCCUGAGUCGUCGUCGGAGUCGUCGUCGUCGUCUGAUGCCCCCCUGUCGAAAGACGCCGGGGUACCAACUCUCGACCGGGUUGACUCUUAUCCUAUCAUAGCCGAGUCUGGAAUUGAACAUGAGAACGACUUUCCGGUGUCGAAUAGCCAAACGGAGUUGGAAUCGUCCCUGCCGGCCGUGCAGGAUGAUAGCCAGGCAAUUGAGGAAUACGAGGCUGCGCGACUGGCAAGCCAGGAUGAGCCCGACCUUCACCAGAGACUGCAGGAUGGCAAGUGGCGCAAGGGGCGAAGCUCCAUCUACGUAGAUGCGUUCAACCUGGCGCUGGAGACUGUGCUGGAUGAGGAGGCGCAUCUGUUCGAUGAGGUGGAGAUGGAAGUCUUCAAGCAGUGGCGGGAGCUGGACUACGAGGCUCAGUACUUAUACGUACGCCUCUUCCUUCGGAAGACGUCCGCCUGGCAUCGCAUCAACCGGCUGGGCUACUACUCGGAUAUCGCAGACAUGCCCCGGGUGGUAGCCUCGCUGCGACAUCCUCGCAGCCUUCCUACCUCCUCCUGCGCGUUACCCACGGGUGAAACCCCCGCGGAUAUCGACCCAGCGCCUUCGCUACGCCUGACGGGCGAGUUCAGAUUCGCCGAGCACAUGGAUCAGAUAACAACCCUCGAGGAAGCCUCGUCCUUGCUACUCCUUGAUGAGCUGAAGAUGCUCGCCAAGGAAGCUAAGGUGCAGGGCAAGAGCAAGAAUGAACUCAUUGCCGCUCUGCACCGAUCCAGUCAGAAACAGACCGGUCUGGGCUGGAACAGUACACCUAGCACGACAGUAUCCAACGGUCUCAACCGAGACGACCACUUCAUGCAGAAGAUCUUCGAUCACACGGGCGACUGUAUCAGGCUCUCAGCAGGCCCACUCGCCCUGUUCGAGCGCGUCCACCUGGUCUUCUACCGCUCCACCGAAUGGACCGAAAAGUCCCUCACAACCAUCAUCCUCGCCAAGAUCUCCCGCAAGAAAUUCCCGGACUACAUCGUGUGCCGGUCCAGCUCCAUCUUCCCGACCCGCGCGUUCCUGCUCGAGUUCGAGAUCGCCCUGCGCACGCAGUUCCAGAUCGACAACCUGCUCGAGUUCAGCGGCACCCCCACGGUCGAACACCUGACCCGAAUCAAAGACCUCGCGUACAAGGUCUACCCGCGGUGGCGCGCCCUGCUGGCGGAGGAGCAGCGCAAGGAGGAGACCAUCUACGAGUACGGCGAGGGGGCGUACCUCCGCCGGUUCUCGCCCGCAUGGGUCUACACGCGGAUCAUCCACAAGGGUCUGCACCCGCUCGGACGCUUCAAAGAACACCGGGAGGAGCAUCGCCUCCUGACCGAGCUGCUCGACCAGCGCUUGUUCCACGCCGCCCGCCGCGGGGCCUGGUACCAGCGCAAGGCCCUGCUGGAGGAACACUACAUGUGGGCCCUGACCCCCGCCGAGGGGCGCAGCGAGGACGGCCAGCGGAAACACUGGCGGCGGAUCGCGCUGCGGACGUGCGAGGCGGGGCUCGAGGACCCCCACUGCCACCUGAUCUUCCACUACGACCUCCAGAAACGCAUCCUGAAGCUCGAGCGCGCCCUGAAGGUCGUGAAGCGCGAGCAGCAUGAUUUCGGGCACGUGCGGCUGGCGAAGCCCGCCGAGCGCACCAUCGCAGGCAUCCAGAUCGUCGAGCCGGAGUCAGUGUCUGACACCACGGAUCCGCCGUCCGCCGCUGCCAACGGCAACGGCAACAGCAACAGCACCCGGCGCGGCCGUCCCACCGUCUGGGUCGACGAGCGCGAAGGCGGCGAAUGCCGCGUCGAGACCAUGUGUCUGAACUGGUACCGGGCCCAAGGGUGGAAAGGCUACCACUCGGAAGGAGGGAUCAUAAGAACCUUGUUCAGCUACCUCUUCUACGACAUCCUGUUCACGACCUACGUCCCCAACGUCUUCCAGACCCCCUACCAGACCUCCCCGCUCGACCUCCACACCGACGCCUUCUACCCGACCCGCGCCAGCGAGAUCAACCACCGCCUCGCCGAGCUGACCACCGCCGGCGCCGCCGAGCGCCUCCUGCGCGCCGUCCACGCCCGCGAGUCCCCCACGCAGACCUGCGCCGUCGGCCUGGACUGGUCCUUCGCCCUCGACGACCUCGUCGCCCUCGUCCGCUGUUUUCCGGGCGACGCCCUCGCGGCCAUCUGUCAGGUGCUCGCGCAGGAGUAUUCGGUGCGCGGGGGCGGGGUGCCGGAUUUGUUGGUUUGGAGGGUUUUCGACGAUGCUGACGAUGUCGCUGUUGCUGCUGGUGGUGGUGGUGAAGAAGAAGAGGAGGGGAGUAGCGGGGUUGGGGUUGGGGGUGUGGCGCAGCGGAAAGGGCAGUUUGGGGAGGUGAUGUUCGUGGAGGUCAAGUCGGAGAAUGAUCGGUUGAGCGAUACGCAGCGGUUGUGGAUUCAUGUGCUGUCUGGGGCUGGGGUGCGGGUCGAGUUGUGUAAUGCUGUUGCGAGGGAGGUGAGGGUUGCGGGGUCUUGAUUCUAUCCAAGGGUUUAUAAGGGCGUUGGGUGGAGUAAGCUUGGUUGUUGGUAUAUCGAUAGCUGCGUGAUGCAUAUAUGUAUGGAUAGAUGUUGGAUAUACCAUGUACAGUAGUCUUGCACAUUUGGACAGAUACACUACGUCUCAAGAGAACAAUUUACACAUCUA